AUGAGGGUACCCCUGGUUCACGGGGUAUCGGUCGCAUGUUGGAGGAGAGGACGUAGACCCAGGAGAGCAAGAAGGUCAGGAGUCGCGUUUGGCGGUGUCGAGAUGAGUUCUGUGUCUGCUCAGUUCACGACGGUGUCGAUUCUGAAUAACCAUGAGUUCAGUUGGGUUUUCAUUGUCGACUGGAUCCUGGCGCUCGUGCUGACCAUAUUUAUGAUCUUCUACUUCAACCGGGCUGUGGGUUGGCUGGUAUCUUUUCUGGCCCGUUGGUAUUUAUGGCGGGCUCAUCAUGCUCAGCUCGAGGUCCAGUCGCUUCAGGUAUCAUUGCUUGGUGGCAGGAUUUUUUUCAAAAAUCUGUCGUAUGUCGGCACGAAUGAGGCCAUAUGUGUAUUAGAGGGCAGCUUCACUUGGCGGUAUUGGCUGUUUUAUACUCGCGAGUCGUUGAUCUCGGGCUUUUUAAAGGACAGUCAUAAGGGGGGUUCCGAUUGCGAGCCUCAGGACUUUCUUGGUGCAACGAGUGACGACGGUGCGGGGUCUGGAGUAUCCGGAACAACCGCAACAGGUGCUUCGUCACCCCCAAAUCCAAGUCCUGCUCGGUCUUCGAAAAAUAGAAAGUAUCCAGCAAGACUGGUAUUUGACGUCACAGGUGUGGAAUGGUUUGUUUUUAACCGUACUCCUGCUUAUGAUGCUCUGCUUGAUCUGGCUAAGAAAGGCUCGGCUGUGAACUCGGACCAGCAAGAACAGGAGAAACAAAAUCAGGGUGAUUUGGAUACGAAUCACAAACAAAAUUUACAAAAUUUACAGAAAGAAUGCAGUGGUGCUGAAAAUACGUCGGGAACAACGGGGCCUGAUAGUCUUGGAACUGUGAGAUCGUCUUCUUCAGCCAGUACGUCGUCGUCUUCGUCAGACCAGUCUAAUUUGACUUCGUACGAUAAUAUGAUGUUGCGGAUGCUACCGCUUGAAAUCCGCUGUCAUAAUAAAGGUGCCAUGGUUAUCGGUAAUAAAGAUACUUCGUCUCUGCUGAUUUUCCAUUUUGAGUCUGGGGUAUGCUCGGUUGAUGCUGCCCCGCCAACCUCAGAUCUCGAUAAGUUCAAAGUCAUCUAUAAAAUCAAUACUGUCAAGCCCAUUCUUGAAAUGCGACCUAAUGUUGAUUAUAAGGGCCCUGAUACAGUUGGAUUUCCGUCGGUGUCUCCUCUUUCGAUUUUGAAGUCGAUGAGCUGGCAGUCGGUUCUGGCCCAUUUGAGCCGUUUACGACGGUCGGCGAGGAAAAAGAGCAAAAAAUAUAAGAAAAAAUCAAAAGCUUCUGCUAAUAAGAUUAGGGGUAAGAGCAAAAACAGGACUAACCCAAGAGUCGGUCGAACUACGAGCCGCAAGACCUCGUUUGCCGAUGGGUUUGGCAGGUUUAUGACCCACCGAGCAUCGACUAUAUAUCAGACAUCAUCAUCCUCAUCUUCCUCAGAACAAGACGAAGAGGAUGAUUAUUAUUAUGAUGAAAACUAUCAUCCGGACGAGAAUGACGAUAACGACAAUGACAAAGAAAAGCCUUGGAGAGGUUUAGCAAGGUAUAAUAUUUAUUACGGAAAUGAUAACCGAGAUGUUUCGGACGACAUCCCACUCGACCAGCUGGUUGAUGAGUAUGCCAAGUAUUCAGUUAUACUGGAUGCUGCCGAGGGCACGAUUGCGUACCACUACGAUAUUCCCGGCAAAGUUCCAGAUGGAAUAGUGCCUUCUACAGAUGAUCCCCUGGGAAAUGGUAGGCUGGAAAACUCGCCUGGCCGAGAUCCUGAAUGGGGUGUGGAUAUGAGCUUUACCUCGUGUACAAUUCAUUACGGACCAUGGGCCGAUCGACAGCGAGUGUUUAUUCAGAACAUGCUGUUCCCAAGGUCGUUCACCAAUAGUACUCCUGAGCCAGUGCGGAUGAAAGGACAGGAUAGACUGGGCAUGGAAUUUAAAUUAUUUAUUGAGUUCAAGGAGGAUGUGAUUAUUCGAAUCCCCACUCGUGAAGCUAGCAAAAAUCAAAAGUUUUAUGCUAGUUAUAAGGAAAACCCCACUGCAAACUCGCUACGUGCUUUUGGCUGGUUAGAACUAAAAGCCCGUCACUUAUCCACCAUGUCCUACACAGGUGCUUUAGUAGCCAAUAAACAAGGCUGGAAUAAUAACUUUCGAAUGGAUUUGAAGGCGCCUGAAUUACGGACAAGUGUUAACCACGGCUUGGUAUUCUCGGCUGACCGCCAUACUAUUCAAAGUACUAUGAAAUCGCCUUUACAAUGGAAUGGGAUACAGGAAUGGGACUUUCGUUUCAACUCAGAAAAAGUAGAGACUUUUUUCCUUCGCGAACAUGUUUCAUUACUUACCGACUUGAUCACUGAUUUCGCAUCGGGACCACCUGUGACAUACAAUCAGUUUGUCCCCUUUCGCUAUACCAUUCAGUGGCAUAUCUCGGAUUAUGGCAUUUACCUCAACGUCAAUGAUAAGAACAUUAUCAACAAUCCUUCUGAUUUUGACGACAACACAUUUGUAUCGUUUCAAGGCCAAUCUGUAGAUAUCGACAUUCUCAUACCUAUGGAACAGGUAUCAUCCAUCAAGAAUCGAGUAGAUUUCAAAAUAGCUGUAAGUGAUAAUUCAGUUUCAAAAGGUUGA
Sugiyamaella lignohabitans is the source of this 2637-nucleotide messenger RNA. It is a transcript of the gene CSF1, whose product is annotated as Csf1p. The transcript has a single exon. The record is from RefSeq and is a predicted model, not a curated record. The coding region runs from base 1 to 2637 and encodes 878 amino acids. NCBI's taxonomy places the organism in Eukaryota, Fungi, Ascomycota, Dipodascomycetes, Dipodascales, Trichomonascaceae. Gene Ontology annotation, biological process: fermentation. Gene Ontology annotation, cellular component: membrane.